Molecule: messenger RNA, 3280 nt
Organism: Xylaria bambusicola
Lineage: Eukaryota; Fungi; Ascomycota; Sordariomycetes; Xylariales; Xylariaceae
Product: peptidase S8/S53 domain-containing protein
Exons: 6
Coding region: 430-3027 (865 amino acids)
Biological process (GO): proteolysis
Cellular component (GO): cytosol; cell wall; membrane
Molecular function (GO): tripeptidyl-peptidase activity; serine-type endopeptidase activity
Source: RefSeq, a predicted model, not a curated record
GCCACAGAAAACGGCAGUGAUUUCCCCUGCCAAGCUAGCAUCGUGGGGUUUCUUGGCGAUCCCACCCGAACCCUGGCUCAUCGGCGGGCCUAAUACUACAAUGGAAGCUGUGUCUCUGGGUGGUUAUCAUCAUUGCAUGCAUGGGGCACGCGAAGGGCCCAGCCCAACCCUGGCAAAAUACGCGUGAUUCCGAGCUUCAGUUGCGUCGUUGCUUUCCGUGGUUCCCCUGUCUCUGGUCGUACUGUAGACGGACGGGGUCCUCUGCCAGCCGGGUACAAGAUGAUCAUGGCUGUCCCGCCCAUCUAAUGAAAAUCAUAAAAGGAGUCGUGGUUCCUCCUCUCCACGAGACCUCUGUUUCCCUCACCUUCUCGUUCAGGCCAUCUUUGGUGUGUUCAGUUUCGUUGAGCGGGCCGCCUGGUAGUCAUCAUCAUGGUUCGCAGUAGUUUUGUGCUGUCCCUGCUCGCCAGCGCGGGAGGUCUUCUCUCGGCUGAGGCUAAGAAACACCCAAAGGCGAAGCAUCUCACCGGUAGCUACGUGGUUGAGUUUGUGGAUUCUCAGGAUGCAUCCGAGUUCUACUCACGCGUGAGCCCAAAGGCCGAGAUGCGCAAGACCUUCGACUCUUCUAUUUUCAAGGGCGCAUCAAUUCAGUUCCACGAUACCGAAACCGCCGAAGAUGAGGCUGCAGCCCUCGAAGGUCUAGCUAGUGUCAAGCGUGUAUGGCCCAAUCGACUAUACGAUCUCCCCAAGGACGACGUUAUAUGGACGGGUAAGAACAAGGAUGCGAGCAUUGCUCACAGCGCUGUCAAGAGACAAACGGCCAAUGACGCUUUCUCUCCUCAUAUAAUGACCCAGGUGGACAAGCUGCGAGCCAAGGGCAUUAUUGGCAAAGGUAUCAAGAUCGGCGUCAUUGAUACUGGAAUUGACUAUCAGCACCCGGCUCUUGGAGGAUGCUUCGGACCGGGCUGCUUGGUCUCUUAUGGCUACGACCUUGUUGGUGACGACUACACUGGCUCCAACACCCCUGUUCCCGAUAACGAUCCCUGGGAUGGUUGCGCCGGUCACGGUAGCCAUGUCAGUGGCAUCAUUGCCGCGCAGGCCAAUGAAUACGGUUUCACUGGCGCUGCUCCUGGUGUCACCCUUGGCGCUUAUCGCGUCUUUGGCUGCACGGGAAGCGCUGCCAAUGAUGUCCUGAUUGAAGCUUACCUGAGAGCUUUCGAAGACGGCUCCAACAUCAUCACGGCCUCUAUCGGUGGUCCUUCCGGCUGGAGCGAGGACCCCUGGGCUGUUGUUGUCUCGCGAAUCGUUGAGGCUGGUGUCCCUUGCACUGUGUCUGCCGGAAAUGAUGGCCAGUACGGUCUGUUCUACGCCAGCACGGCGUCGAACGGCAAGCGGGUCACCUCUGUUGCUUCUGUUGACAACGUGGUCACACCCAUCCUACUGAUCGAUUCGUCUUUCAAAGUUGACAGUGGCGAGGCGGAGACGUUCGGUUACGUUGUGGGUGAUCCAUUUGCCUGGGCAAAUGUCAGCCUCCCUCUCUGGGCUCCAAGCUUGGAUAUCACCGACCCAGCUACUGGUUGUAACGCAUACCCUGCCGAUACUCCAGACCUCUCUGAUAAAAUUGUCCUUAUCCGUCGCGGUACUUGCACCUUCGUUCAGAAAGCCCAGAACGCCGCCGCGCAUGGUGCUAAGUACAUAAUGUUUUACAACAAUGUUGGCGGCGCCACUGGUCCUUCCGUAACGGAUGUCUCACAGAUUCUUGCUGUCGGCAUGACUACUCGGGCCACAGGUGAAGCAUGGGUAGCGAGCCUAGCUGCCGGCUCCAAAGUCGUUCUCACCAUGACGGAUCCAGAAACCGCCCCCGUCUCCCUAAUUACUUCCGACAAUACUGUUACCGGAGGUGCUGCCAGCUCUUUCACUACAUGGAACCCGACCUACGAGAUGGACGUCAAGCCCCAAGUGGCGUCGCCCGGCGGUAACAUUCUGUCGACUUGGCCGCAGCCCCUUGGUUCUUACGCUGUCAUCUCAGGUACCUCUAUGGCUUGCCCCCUCGUUGCCGGUAUCUACGCCCUUAUUGCCGAUGUUCGCGGCACAUUUGAUCCUGCUACCCUAGAGGCACUAGUCGCUUCAACGGCGAACCCCAGGUUUUAUAACGCGGGUACCGGAAAUGCCAACGUCUUCGCUCCCGUGGCACAAGUCGGAGCUGGUUUGGUUCAGGCCUAUGACGCUGCCUACGCCACAACAUUGCUCAGCAAGUCAUACCUUGCGUUCAAUGACACCGAAAACCUCGAUAGGAAACUGUCAUUCACUAUCAAGAACUUGGGCAAGAAGACCGUGACUUAUAAGCUAGGCUCCGUCGGCGCGGCUACGGCAUACACCUUCUCUGACUCCAUCUACCCCGAUCUUUUCCCUGGGCUCGAAGUUACGGACGAGUUCGCCGAGAUUAAGCUACCAUCCUCGGUGACGGUGCGUCCCCAGGGCAGCGCCGUUGUUACCGUGCAAGUGAAGCCCCCGAAGCUAGACGGCGACCGCCUCCCCGUGUACUCGGGUUACAUUACCAUAAACGGCACCAACGGCGAGAACCUCUCGCUGCCGUACAACGGUGCCGUUGGCAGUCUGAAGAGCACGCAAGUCCUGGACACCGGAUACCUGUCUACCUCAGCAGAUCCUGAUCUAAAUCCCCUAACCGGCAACGCGACCUUUGUCCUCUCCAAGAAAGCAAAUGCCAGCUUCGAUGUGCCUGUCGCUGUUGCGCUCAUGGCGUUCGGAUCGCCCCAAAUCAGUGUCAAGCUGCUCCAGGUUAAUAAGAGAGGCACCAAGAACUUGGGCGACAUCUUGGACUCGCCCUACGCCUAUGCCUCCCGUGAUCCAUACCCGAUAGGCUUCGAUGGCCGCCUCGCGGAUGGUUCAUACGUGCCAGCAGGCGAAUACAUGUUCUCGAUUGAGGCGCUGCAUAUCUUCGGCAAGGCCAAGAAGAAGAAGGACUGGGAUGUCGUUGUUUCUGCUCCCUUUACUAUUAGUUAUGUAUAGACACAACUUGGAUGGAUUGGAUUCCCCCGAGAGGUGGUUGAUAUCACAGUAUAUUCAGUUAAUAUGUAUCUAAUAGUAUAAAUAUAUAAGACUUGUUAAAUUACCAUCAGCUGUGCCGAUGAUUCCACCCCGCGAUAUGUCUUUGCACAUAUGGUGGAUGUGCCAUGCAGCAUCUAAUCUUCAAUGACGUCAUCUAUAAGCGCCCGAUGAGAGAACUGGGUUAUGUGCCGCUUGAAGUUGGUUUGCAUGAAAG